GUAAAGAAAAGAAAAGAUAGAGAAAAAGAAAGGGGGGAAACCUACUGAUAUCAUGAAAAAGAAAGAAUCAGGGCAGUUUUACAAGUGAUUCUCUUUCGCUUUCUUUCUCUUAUUUUCUUUCUGGUACUACAUAAUAAACUUUAAUUUUGAAUUGGAUAAUACUUUUUUUUUCUUUCCUUUUCCUCUUUUUCUUUACUCUUUCUUGAACCAUGUCUUUAGAAAAAAGGAAGAAGUCUCCUUAUGGUCCAUUUGUUGAACAAGUGUUUAUGCCAUCACUUCGACUUGCUUGUCUGCUGUUUGCUGUGUUGGCCAUUGGAUUUGCAAGCUGGUUAGAAACGAAUGAUUCGAUCCAGGACUGCACUUUUAAGAACAGCAUGUCUUUCCACCAAAUUCAAUUGUAUCGAAAUAUCUCUAGUAACGUCACUACACCUGAUUCAGUAUCGUUUGGACUAUGGAAAUCAUGCUAUUUUUAUGCUCUGAAUUGUACUUGUUCACCUACCAAUCUUCGAUACCAGCCAGAUAUUCAGACACUUUUAGAGACCGCCGCAACAACACAUUUGGCUAAACCAAUGUCAGCAACUGACAGUUCUUUUGACAGAAUUAUUCCAUUGGUUCUGGCUACUAUUGCUUGUGCCAUUGCAUUCUUUAUUGGUUUUUCAUGGGCUAAGAGAAGAGGAAAAUACUUGGCUCGACGUAUUGUUGCGGGUCUUUUAUUUAUCACACUUGUGUUUGUUGCCUAUGCGUUUGGUUCAACAUACGAUCAUUAUUACAAGUCAAUUAUCUCAACCUGCAAAGACCCAACGAAUACAGUCCUUUGUGCUCGACAUAAAGUAGGCACAGAAGUCAUUCUGUUUGGCAUUGCAUUAGGAUGUCUGUUCAUAGGACUCUUACUUUAUCUCCUUGCUUCUGGAUUUAUUUACAAAGAGGAAGAACCAGAACAUGUUACCAAGUUUGAUGUAGAAGGGAAAAUGGCUCGUUUCUUUCGCAAAAAAAAUAAUUCAAAGAACAAGACCAUGUAUAGUCAACAAGAUGAAUUAGCAGCAUGGCAUGACGCUUCCAUGUUUGAAAACGAAAGUCAUGAAGAUUUUUGGGAAGAACAUUCAUCAGCCAAUAACUCGUAUGAUCCAUUAGUAUAUGACAACAAAAAAUAUCAUCAUAGAAAACACACGAAACCUAGUCAGUCUCUUUUGUCGCUUCAACAACAUCAGCAGUCCUCUCUAUCGCCUCCUCCACCUAUUGCUACCAGUGGCCAUCGAUCUCGUACAGCCAAACAUACGCGCCGUCAAAUAAAUGUUCGACAAGAGAGUUCGACAACAUUUGGCGGAAAACAACGAAGGAAAUCAAGUGGUCGACCUCUCUCUGAUCUUGAACCCAUUUAUCAGCAACAGCCGAUAAGAAGUGCUACUAGAACACCAACUUCACCCUAUCCUCAGAAUAAUGACAAGCCAAAUCAAUCAUCGUCUUCUUUUUGCAUGACACCAUUUUAUGUAGAUAAUGAAGCUGAUUCACCAGUGAGUUCUGGUUAUUUUGAACAACAACCUAGUUCUAAAAGAAGAUUGUCUCACCAUCAGUUCUCUGGACAGAAAUUACCUGUAUUGAACAUGCCACCUGUAGGCAUGGAACAUCCAUUGAAUAAGAGAAUAGUGACUGAUAAGCGAAUACAAACCUAUCUACAGAAAAAUGGUCCCUAAAUGUACAUUAUGAUACCUUUUACUUGAUUAUAUUCAAUCUUGACAAUAAACACACACACACACACCUUUUCUCUUCAUUAACCCCCUUUGUUUUCCUUAUGAAAC
This is a messenger RNA of Gilbertella persicaria, 1796 nucleotides long. RefSeq lists its product as uncharacterized. Bases 210 to 1691 code for a protein of 493 amino acids. The record is from RefSeq and is a predicted model, not a curated record. NCBI's taxonomy places the organism in Eukaryota, Fungi, Mucoromycota, Mucoromycetes, Mucorales, Choanephoraceae. The transcript is spliced from 2 exons.